Molecule: messenger RNA, 2226 nt
Organism: Penicillium maclennaniae
Lineage: Eukaryota; Fungi; Ascomycota; Eurotiomycetes; Eurotiales; Aspergillaceae
Product: ABC transporter integral membrane type 1
Exons: 7
Coding region: 1-2226 (741 amino acids)
Biological process (GO): transmembrane transport
Cellular component (GO): membrane
Molecular function (GO): ATP binding; ATP hydrolysis activity; ABC-type transporter activity
Source: RefSeq, a predicted model, not a curated record
AUGAUGUGUCUUUCGAAAUCAUCAGAGGCAACUUGGGAAAUCAUCACUGGUAUUUCUGAUCACGAGGUUGACGAGAAAUGGUAUAAUACUGUGAUCUAUGCAUGCUGCUUGGAGGAGGAUAUUCGUCGCUGGCCUGACGGUGAUCAAAGUGAGAUUGGAAGUAAAGGUCUUACCCUUUCAGGUGGUCAAAAACAGAGAGUGGCCCUUGCGCGCUCGGUGUAUAGUCGCAACAAAGUAGCUUUGCUCGACGAUGUCAUGAGUGCGUUGGAUGCGCAAACGCAAGAAUUGAUCAUUCAACGUCUUUUCUCUCCUGAUGGGAUAUUCCGCCCGCUGGGCACAACUGUGGUGCUGACGACUCAUAGUGCUCGACUGCUUGGAAUUGCGGGUAGUGUGGUCUCACUCACUUCAGAGGGUCGAGUUGAUCUUGAAACAACAGGAACAGAGGCCAUUCGAAACAAAGGUUUUUGGCUGGCUAGGAAAUAUUCUAGUCCGCAAACCCAGGACGACCUCAAUGACAAUCUUGACGAGCAUCUACACGGGGCCGCUUCUUCAAACUCUGACCCUAUCAGUGACAUUGAGAAUAUGGAUCGAACGCGGCAGACUGGAUAUUUGUCUGUCUAUUAUUACUACGCACAAACAGUCGGCCCAAUACUUUGUGCCGUGUUUCUCGCGGGACAUGCCAUGUUAGCCUUUGCUGAAAACUUUCCCCAGGUGUGGUUGAGCAAAUGGACCGCAGCUGGAGGUGGAAAUCUUCCACUUUAUGUGUCUAUUUACGUUCUCUUGGCUCUGGCAGCAUCGCUCCUCACCAUUUACUGCAUAUCGAUCGUCUUUCUAGGGCUGAUGCCGAAAUCGGCCAUCCGACUGCACUGGUUGCUUUUGGAUACGACUAUUCAGGAUAUGACAUUAAUAGAUUUGGCCCUUCCAAUUGCGUUGAUGUCUUCCGCUGAGGCGUUCUUUGGAUGCAUUGCCACCAUUGGUCUGAUCGCCACAGGGUCUGCUUUUAUGGUGACAACAAUUCCGGCCACACUGGUCGUGCUUUAUUUCUUGCAAAAGGUUUAUCUCAAGACGAGCCACCAACUACGAUAUCUCGAUCUGGAGUCGAGAAGUCCAUUGUACUCUCACUUUGCCGAGGUCCUCGAAGGUCUGGUAACCAUCCGAGCUUUUGGCUGGCAAGAAGCCUCAUCCAAAAUGUUGACUCGGCAUCUCGACAAAUCUCAAAUGCCGUACUACAUGCUGCUAUGUGCACAGAAGUGGUUGAACCUGGUUUUGGACAUCGUGGUGAUGGCAUUGGCAACCAUUGUGGUAACACUUGCCGUGGUGUUGCGUAGCAGCACAAAUUUGAGCCACCUCGGCGUCGCGUUGAACAAUCUUCUCGGAUUCAACCAACUACUGUCAUACUUAAUCAUCUCAUGGACUACCCUGGAGACCUCGCUUGGAGCGAUAGCCCGUGUCAAGUCAUUUGUUGAGACGACGCCUUGUGAAAAUCAACUAGAUACAGACCAAGAACUGCACGCAUUAUGGCCCGAUAGGGGGAACUUGACAUACAGGAUCUCUCCCUCCGCUAUCCUGACGGAACCUUGGCUCUCGAUAACAUCACCAUGCGCAUAUACUCGGGCGAAAAAAUCGGUAUCUGCGGCCGCACUGGCAGACUUCUCGCACGGCGAUAUCACUAUCGACGAGACCGACAUUCUUAAGGUUGCCCCCGGAUCAAUCCGAGAGAGGCUGAUAGCCGUGCCACAGGAUCCGUUCACGCUUCUGGGGACCAUUCGCUAUAAUGCCGACAUCAUGGGACUCUCCACUGACAGCGAAAUUACAUCUGUAAUGAAGCAGAUCGGCGUUUGGGCCGCAAUUGAAAGCCGUGGGGGUCUGGACGCCCUUCUUGAAGACCAUCCACUGUCGCAAGGAGAGCAGCAACUCUUCUGUCUGGCCCGGGCAAUUCUCAGAAAGCGAGCCAGUGGCGGUGGGUGCCAGGUGCUCAUUCUUGAUGAAGCUACAAGCAGCCUUGAUGCUCAAACAGACCAACAAGUACAGAAAGUCAUGAGAGAGUUUUUCCAUGACUGUACUGUUUUCAGUGUCGCUCAUAGACUUGACACAAUCAUAGAUUUUGAUCGAAUUGCAGUAUUGGAUGCUGGACGGCUUGUUGAGUUUGACACGCCACAAAAUCUCCUUGCUCGAGGAGGUUUAUUCCAGCAGAUGUACUACGGAACAGAUAGACAAGAGUCCUAG